CUAUCUGUCACUUGUAACGUCAAUAUUGAAAACUCAAAAUUCCCGUGUCUACAAGCAGAUGCCCAGAAAUAAAAACGACCAUCAAGAAUACCCACUGUUGAUUAAAAUCGAAAACUGUCCCAAAACAGCUAAGCCAGACCCCUGUUCCGAAGAAUGUACUAAAGAGUGUCUUGAAAAGUCCUAUACAAUAUUCGACCCCAAACCUCCAAGAAAAAGACGCUCAACAGUAGAACAAGCAAUUGAAGUUAUCCAAGAACCAAUAUCUCCGAUGGCAUCAACACCAGAACGUUCACCAAUAAUAACUCCUGUAGUAUCUCAAACUAAGAAAAGUAGUAGUGUACUACUCCCGAAGGAACCAUCGGUUCAGAAAACUCCACAACCGGAGGAGAAAGAUGUUGGAUGUACCCUUGAGAUUCUUGUCUUGGAAAAGCAUGAUAGAGAUUGUAAACUCAAAAAAUCCACAGCUGCUACGCUAGAUUGGCUGAAGGGUUACAACAUCAUAAGUCACCACUCUGUCAGAAUCUGUCAAGGCGACACUCCAAUUCAAGUGUUAGCACCUCAACCAACAGGAGGAACAUGUGACUGUGGAAGGUUCACGAAGAAGGCUUCCUGCCCAGUUUGCAGCCGUCUGGGUAGAAGAAUCAACACUCCCUUCACAUCGGUCAUACAGGAACCUCCUCAGUGUCUCAGGAGCAUCAGCGACAUCUCAGAGCCUGAGACUUACAUAGAGAGCGUAGAUUCAGGAGGCGGUCGUAGAGGUUUCGAACCAGAUUUCAAGGAUAUGCCGAUUGUUAGGCAGAAAGGUGAGAGGUAUCCGUUCUUCUCCAAGUGCUUCUCGAGGAAUUGUUGGAGGCCGCAGAAGAGAGAAAGAAAAAAGGUAGAGCCCAAAGUCCCAGAACCGAUUCCACCACCGAAGUGUUCUCCUCGUUGGCGUGACUAGAAUUGACUCAUGGGGGGUUCAUCCCCACUUUUCUCAAUUUUUUAUAAUUUUUUUUUAAAUUGUCACUCACAGAUUUUUUUUUCUACUUAUCAGUGGAGGUUACGUCCUCCCGCUCCUAGUUACGCUUAUGGUUCUACUGGUGGUGAAGUUUAUAAUAAAAAAUAACACUGA
Harmonia axyridis is the source of this 1111-nucleotide messenger RNA. RefSeq lists its product as uncharacterized. The transcript is spliced from 2 exons. The record is from RefSeq and is a predicted model, not a curated record. Bases 59 to 940 code for a protein of 293 amino acids. NCBI's taxonomy places the organism in Eukaryota, Metazoa, Arthropoda, Insecta, Coleoptera, Coccinellidae.